UGUCAGCGUUGGGUUUGCAGUUUUCAAGGAGUCUUAGAACAUACCAGCCUUGCAGCUGACACAAAAUAUGUUUUUGACUUAAAAUUCCUGUUUGGUUGUAGUUUGUGGAUUUUUAUUCAGUAGAGUGACGCUUACCUUACCUUAUGGUGGCGUGUAGCAAAAACUGACUGGACCGUAAUUUAGUUUGCAAUUUACUGCAGAUCUAGCGAUGUGGACUGAAGCAACGGAUAACUGAAAUUCUAUCUAGUCUGCAUAAUCUCAGUGACUCAGCAAAGAAGGUAUAAAGAGACGGUUAUGAAGUUAAAGUAGUCAAAUGUUACCUUGAUUACAAGAGGAUCGUUUUUCAAUCAUUGGAAAGCUAGAUAUUUAUUUGUAUUUAUUUAUUUUGUGUUUUGUUUCUGGUAAGACCAAACAUUACAUUUUUUUUAAAAAAAAGAGAGAGAUAGAGAAAGAGAGAGCGAGAUUGAUUUGGUUUGCUGCCAUCGACUUCUUAAUCCAUUUUAAAAACGCUGAUAAUGCAGAAUUAAUUAUGUAUAUAUAUAUUUUUUUUUUACAUGCCGACAUUUAAAAAUGUCAUAAUUAUAACAUAUGUAUAUUACCAAAACUAGUUUAGCAGGUAAUUGACACCACUACGCCUCUUUCCAAGAGGAAGACAAUAGACUUGUGUCAUGGUAGAGAACGGGGUUUUGGAUAUUAUGUACCUCAACAAGAAUAACCCAAGUCCUGCACUGUCCUCAUCGGACAAAGAAAAGAAGAACUUUGACAACUUCAAAAUUAGCUUCACAGACGACUACCCAAAGAAAAAUGCGGAGAUCUUAAGUGGCCAGUAUGGAAUUAACUUGCUGCUGGUUGGUUUAUCGCUUAUGUUGGCACUGUCUUACCAACGCUCGGCUGUAAAGGAAGAGCACAUCUUGUCUUUUCUCAUCUCCCUGAUGAUACUGCAGAUCACCUGGAUGCUCUGGUACAUCAUCAGGAAAGACAGGCAGAAAUUGUUUGUGUCGGAGAAGGAUUCUGAUGCUGGGACAAGCUGGCUGAGAGGUGGGCUAACCUUGCUUGCGCUUAUUUCAUUAAUUAUGGAUGCCUUCCGAAUAGGAUAUUACGUUGGGUAUAAAACGUGCUUGUCGCCAGCAGUUGGAGUUUAUCCUGUAAUCCAUGCAGUACAUACAAUAUCACAGGUACAUUUUCUUUGGUUUCAUGUAAAUGAUGUGAUCAAAACCUUUGAGACUUUUGAAAGGUUUGGAGUGAUCCAUGCAGUCUUCACAAACCUGCUUUUAUGGUGUAAUGGAGUGAUAUCAGAAGCAGAACAUCUUUUAGAUACACACAAAAGAAGAUUGUUGGAUCUUGGCUAUACAAAUGUAACAGUGGGUGAGAAGGAACCCCACUGUAACUGUACCACCAACAUCUGCUCCAUUUUCUCCCACAGUCUUUACUACCUGUAUCCAUUCAACAUUGAAUAUCAUAUUUUUGUCUCUGUUGUGCUUUUCGUUAUGUGGAAGAACAUUGGACGUAUUAUUGAAUACCAAAGACACGAAAAGGUUGUUAUGAGGACUAAAGGCCUUUUUGCAGGCCCCAUUCUGGGACUAAUUGCAUUAGCAAGUACCGUAACGGUGCUAGUUGUAUAUAUUCUUCAGGUGGGAGAUUCAGUAGAAACCAGAGAGUCAGCCGUAACUAUGUUUUAUUGUUACGGCAUUGUCAUGCUGCUAUUUAUGUGCUUGGCUGGCAGUGUUGGCCUGCUGAUCUUCCGAUCUGACAAUGUACCACUGGAUUAUUCCAAGAACCCCUCCAGAAAACUAGACGCUGACUUGCUGUUUGGCACAGCUAUUGGUUCUUGGCUCAUGUCCUGGUGCAGUAUCUUAGCAGUUAUAUCUGCGACAACCCGUCCAGUAUACGGAUGGAUAAACUUUAUGUACUCAUUGCUAAUUAUAAUUGAGAAGUACAUUCAAAACCUCUUCAUUAUUGAAUCUCUUCAUCGAAAAGAGGAAACGAACGAGAGGGAUGAGGUCGAGACUAUACCAGAGAUAUACUCUGUGUCAGCAGGCAGCAGUCUCUCACUCGCUUCUUCAUACAAUGGCAUUAUCAAUAGGGCAUUUGAGAAUCAGGAUAAAGUGUGUGUCUCUCUGGAGACUGAUCAAGAGGAUAAUAACCAAGUGUAUAGUCACAGCGGGAGCCUCCCAGAAGGUUCCAUUUCACUGCCCACAAGGAGCUCGGCAGAACUCAGCAAGAGGAGAAGAGUUCUCAAGAACAUUGCAGUAUUUUUGUUCCUCUGCAACAUCUCGUUUUGGAUCCUUCCAGCAUUUGGGUGUCGUCCCCAGUUUGAUAAUGGAAUGGAAGAGAAAACAUUUGGCUAUACGAUUUGGACCACAAUAGUCAACGUUGCAAUGCCCUUGAAUCUGUUUUAUCGUAUGCAUUCCGUUGCUUCACUUUUCGAAGUAUUCAGAAAAGUUUGAAAUGACAUAGAUACUGUAACUAAACUGGAAGUUAACUAAGUUAUAUAUUUUAUACUGCUAAAUAUUCACAGGUAUUUAUUUUUUUGUGGAUAAUUGGGGGGGGGGGCACCUAUUUCUUACCUCUUACCUUAUCCUUUUGCUUCAUGUGUUAUGUUUUGUAAAACUUACAGGGUGGUUAACUACAUAGAUAAUGCCAGCAGGUUGGAGACAUUUUCCUUUUUCUGUUUUACUGUGUUUCUGAUCAAUGAUUCUGAUGUUUGAUUAUAAGGUUGAUUUAAAACUAUUUGCACAUUUUUAAUGUAAGAUUAAAACUGUUUCUUGUGUUCUUCUAAAAUAAUAAAGUUGAUUUAACUUCUACAUAUGGAAUAUACUGUGUAUUUAGACUUGGCUAAAGUUUCUUUACGGAGACAAAUAUGGGUAAUGGGUUGGGUCAGCGCUCAUGUAGAACCACUCUGCCCUGUUGUUGCAGCUCUUUUUAACCUACUCUGUAUGGUAGAAUUUUACAACAUGUCCUGUAAACUUAUUGCCAUCUGUAAAUAAAUCAAACAAUUGCAUGUUUGAUACUUAGCAAAUCUGUGAACAUAGUAGAAAGGGUCAGUAAAUUAUUAUGAUCAGUAUAUCCGAAUGUUUCUAUGUAUUUUCUUUUUCCUGUAAAACGCAUCAACAAAAACAUCAUUUUGUGUCUCUAGUUAAAAAUGGUUUGGGGAGAAUGUAAACCAAUUGAGCUGUCAACGUAGUUUGCUUUGUGAUAAAAUAGCAUAGACAGAAUGGAUAACAGCUUGCUCACUUCCUGUAUCCAUUGUCUUGGUUAUUGUGCUAACUGAAUGAUAGUGUGAUGUGUGCAGAGACCGGGGGCGCUAUGCAAAUUAGUUGUAUAGCGCAUAGGGUCAUGGUUAACUGAGAAAAAGGGGUAAUUAAA
This is a messenger RNA of Acipenser ruthenus (sterlet), 3366 nucleotides long. RefSeq names its product proton channel OTOP1-like. The transcript has 6 exons. Gene Ontology annotation, biological process: proton transmembrane transport; inner ear morphogenesis. Lineage: Eukaryota; Metazoa; Chordata; Actinopteri; Acipenseriformes; Acipenseridae. The record is from RefSeq and is a predicted model, not a curated record. The coding region runs from base 669 to 2447 and encodes 592 amino acids. Gene Ontology annotation, cellular component: membrane. Gene Ontology annotation, molecular function: proton channel activity.